AUGUCAAAUUUAUCGAAACUUGAGUUUGUGGCACUGGAUAUUACCGAAAAGAAUUAUUUAUCAUGGGUCCUUGAUGCUGAAAUUCACCUUGACGCUAAAGGUCUUGGGGAUACUAUUAAACAAGAAAAUGACGCAUCUAGUCAAUAUAAGAUGAAAGCUAUGAUUUUUCUUCGUCAUCACCUCCACGAAGGAUUAAAAACUGAAUAUUUAACUGUAAAAUAUCCACUCGAAUUAUGGAUCAACUUGAAGGACCGAUAUCACCACCUAAAAUUGACGGUAUUACCGAAAGCUAAAUAUGACUGGAUACACCUUCGGUUUCAAGAUUUUAAAAUCGUAGUGGAGUAUAAUUCUGUUGUUCAUAAAUUAAGUUCAAUAUUAAGAUUAUGUGGAGAAACAAUCACUUAUGAGGACUUACUAGAGAAAACUUUUUCCACUUUUCAUGCUUCUAAUGUAUUUCUACAACAACAAUAUCGUGAAAAGGGAUUUAAGAAAUAUUCUGAAUUGAUUACAUGCCUACUUGUGGCAAAGCAGAAUAAUACUUUGUUAAUGAAAAAUCAUGAAGCUCGUCCCACUGUAUCUGCUUCAUUCCUUAAAGCAAAUGUUGUAGCAGCGCAUGAUCAGCCUGAAAUAAGGCAAAAUUAUUAUCUUGGUCGUGGUCGAGGCCAUUAUCGUGGACGUGGACGAGAAAGUGGUCAUUGGACACGUGUUUGUCGUAUGCCUGAUCAUUUUGUCAAACUUUACCAAGCUUCCCUUAAAAGAAAAGAAAAUGAUGCGGAAGCACACUUGACCUUUCGAGGUGAUGAUGAUGAAGCAGCUCCAUCAAAUACAUAUAAUAAUAUUGAGGCAAAUCUUGCUUACAAAGAUGAUGAUUUUAAGGGCCUCUCAGAUAUUACCCAUUUGAAAGCUGAAAAUUUCUAUGAGGAUAUUGAUUGA
Messenger RNA from Capsicum annuum, 933 nucleotides. RefSeq lists its product as uncharacterized. Bases 1 to 933 code for a protein of 310 amino acids. The transcript has 2 exons. The record is from RefSeq and is a predicted model, not a curated record. NCBI's taxonomy places the organism in Eukaryota, Viridiplantae, Streptophyta, Magnoliopsida, Solanales, Solanaceae.